CGCAUCUCCAUCCAUUCAUCCAUCCAACAGAAAUUCAUCACAACCAGAAAGAGAGAGAGAGAGAGAAAUAAUGGCAGGAAUCAUCCACAAGAUCGGAGAUGCGCUCCACAUCGGAGGAGAAGGCAAAGACAAGGAGCAACACAAGGAGGGCGAGCACCACAAGGAGGGCGAGCACCAUAAGAAGGAGGACGAGCACUACAAGGAUGACCACAAAAAACACAAGGACGACCACGGCGACGACCACCACAAGAGCAAGGGCCACGACGAGCACCACAAGGACGACAAAAAGAAGAAGAAGAAGAACAAGGACAAGAAGAAGGAGGACGGCCACAGCAGCAGCAGCGACAGCGAUUAGCAACGUCUGUCUGAUGCUCUUUCAUUUCUUCAUUUUCAUCAUCAUCUCUUUUGCUACUCCAUUAUGGACCGUGAAUCUCAUUUUAUUUUCCUUGUAGGUGCAUGUUUGGGGCUUUUCGAGUUUUGUUUGUUGUCCUCAACUUUAUGUUUCAAGAAAAGAUGUCCCAAAAUAAAUAAAGAAAGAGCAUGCAAGAGAAGAAUGACCGAGCUUGUUAAUUUUCUGAAUGCAUUCCACGAUCCAACGGAAGAGCAGAAGAAGAAUAAUUUUGCUUAUUCAUUUUCUGUAUGCUAUUUUCCCCAGUUUUAAAUGUUUUAGAUAAUAAGUACUAGAUCUAUAUGUCAACCCUUAUUUCACGGAACAUAAUAUUUAAAGGGAUUAGAAUUUAUAUUCUCCA
Rosa chinensis is the source of this 749-nucleotide messenger RNA. Its product is annotated as dehydrin HIRD11. Bases 71 to 355 code for a protein of 94 amino acids. Lineage: Eukaryota; Viridiplantae; Streptophyta; Magnoliopsida; Rosales; Rosaceae. The transcript has a single exon. The record is from RefSeq and is a predicted model, not a curated record.